Alternaria rosae is the source of this 2239-nucleotide messenger RNA. Its product is annotated as fungal-specific transcription factor domain-containing protein. Gene Ontology annotation, cellular component: nucleus. Lineage: Eukaryota; Fungi; Ascomycota; Dothideomycetes; Pleosporales; Pleosporaceae. The coding region runs from base 322 to 2046 and encodes 574 amino acids. Gene Ontology annotation, biological process: positive regulation of transcription by RNA polymerase II. Gene Ontology annotation, molecular function: DNA-binding transcription factor activity; transcription cis-regulatory region binding. The record is from RefSeq and is a predicted model, not a curated record. The transcript has 3 exons.
CAUGGCGAGCAAGGCGGAGCCUCACCUGCGUGCACCGUAUGCUUGCAGAGUUUCAGACGCGAUGCUGGACAAGGUACCGUGCCUCUGGCGCUUCUGUCUCUUGUUUAUGCUUCAUCUCCCCUUGUCCAUUUACUUCAGUGUAGGCCCAUUGUUCAGUACAUAUUAUCUCUCUGGGCCAACAGCGAUAUAACAAUACUCGGUGGAGCCCAGCCCGCAACACCCGUCUGGUACGGUUAUAAUUAUCUUUCCGUAGUCCCGGCACAUACAUUCAACACAUACUACGUACUGUUACCGACGCGAUCGACCGUGCAGCGCAUCACUAUGGACGCAGACAGACGACUCGCCAAAGCUCUCGAGGCCGUCAACGACGCUCUCCAACAUCUUUCAAUAACAGCCGACUUAGCAAGUUUAGACUGCACACAUAUCGACCGACUUCUUGGGCGAGUAGUCGAUCUACCAACCGAGGGAAAUCAAAGGAACAGCAGGCGAAACUUGCUUGUCAUCCGACAGUGGAUGAUUAGUGAAGGCCCCGGCGUCGUGCUUCUCGAAGUCCUGGGUCAGUUAUAUUGGCGGUUGGGCGAGCUCAAUAGCAACCAGUUCGAAAAGUUCAAAGCGGCACUUCAGCAACGACAGCCAUACGUAACUUUGCUGAAAGAUGCGAACGCAGUAGCGCUGGUGAUUCAGCGCAUUCGAUACAUUCAGAGAUCAAAGGCGGACGCUUGUCAAGACUUUCUGUCUGAGUUGUCGGAUCUUAUCGGCGCUAAAGUCGAUUCACCAAUGCUAACUGUAGAAGCUUUACAGAUAUGCUCACGUAGUCCGACGCGAUCUGUCCAUUCUCGUGACAGCAUAUCUUCACAGGAGACGGGACCCGCAAGUCUCAUCAAGUAUUUUCCACCAAGCAUGGUCCCCGCUGCUGGAGACAUGGAAAACUUCCUCAUCGACUUCUAUGUCAGGGGUAUCUGCCCGGGUCGCACCGUUGCAUCGCAGACGAAUGUGUAUACGUUGUUAUUAGAGGUUGCGGAUACUUGCUUGAGCACACGCUUCGCCAUCCUCAGUCUCUCAGCAUCAUACCUCUGCGAACAGAUGCCGAAAGAUAAGGAUACCUAUCACCAAGCGGAACUGUAUUACUCUACGCAAGCAUUUCAAGCUCUAGCAUCACAAAUUAACGAUAGGCAUCACUAUGACGGUGCCCUGGCUACUAGCAUGUUACUGAUGCAUCACGGCUUGAUAAACCAAGAUGACUCUCAUCUAUGCUGGUCUUGCCACGCCAACGUACUCGAUGCAAUUCCGCCAGAAGUCAUCAACCAUCACUCUGACCCCAUCAUGUUCCUGCACGCUCAGCUCAUCUUAGCAUGCACGGCACAAACCUCUCGUCAAUUGAGCAACACGCGGCAACAUGCAUUCGAGACGACAAGCUGGUUAGACGGCAUGUCGCCAAGCGAGUCUUCGAAGAUUUCGACGACCCUUGGGGUCUCGCCUCAGCUACUAUUCUUCGUAUCGUCCACAACUUCACUUCCGACGGGACCUUACAGAAUGAACAAACUCAUGUACGCACAAGCACAAGAGCAACAACUUCAAGAACUAAAGCAGUGGAGUUCAGAGCCAGAUGGGCCGGAGAAAGAAAUUCUCCUCGCUACAGCAGAGGCUUUCCGCCUCGCCGCGCUCAUCUACUUGCGCUGUCGCGUCUACGGGUUCACAAGAUUUCACUACUCCAUCCUCGAGCUCUCCGACGCACUCCAUACUCUCCUCCUUUCGCUACCGGUGAAAGGCCCACUAUAUACCGCCAUCUACCCCGUCUGGCCCUUCUUCGUUGCUGCAGUCACUGCAAACUCAGACAAACGCGACCGCCUAUACCAGCGUGUCGUACCAAUACGAGAGGGCGACAAGAACACACUCCCACCCGUGCUCAGGCGUAUCAGCGGUAUGCGCACCUGGCUUGCAAACCAGGACACGGCAUGCCAGCGCGACGACGGCUGGUGGGACGAAAUGCUUAAUCCCAGUUCUAGCACCAUGGCAUUGAGCCCGCAUCUGCUGUGCUUGGGUUGAGUAGCUGCCACACCUGCCACGAUUAGUCCGUCGCACUUUUCAAGACCCUAAAGCUACCUUUUCUUCCAUUUUAAAUAUCGCUGUCAAGAUCUCAUCUCUUUCUGAUCUCUUACCUUAAAUAUCCUAAUCGGGUGCAUCUUAGCGAGUCAUCAUCGUCCUGUCAUUUUGGCACAUCUUAAGCAUUUCUGGGAAU